Hippocampus comes (tiger tail seahorse) is the source of this 1767-nucleotide messenger RNA. RefSeq names its product pleckstrin homology domain containing, family B (evectins) member 2 (gene plekhb2). Gene Ontology annotation, cellular component: membrane. The record is from RefSeq and is a predicted model, not a curated record. NCBI's taxonomy places the organism in Eukaryota, Metazoa, Chordata, Actinopteri, Syngnathiformes, Syngnathidae. The coding region runs from base 427 to 1098 and encodes 223 amino acids. The transcript has 8 exons. Gene Ontology annotation, biological process: regulation of cell differentiation.
CCUGAAAUACCGACACGUUUUGAAUACUACGGACACAUUUCGAUGGUUUAAACGCUAAAAUGCGAUUGGGGUCAAUUGAACGGCGCUCAGACAAGGCGGCAUUACAAUACAUCACAGCUAUGCUUUCACAACCGUUGCAGCUGUAGCAAAGCGCUUUACGGAACAUUUAACAUUCAACAACAAAUAUCAAACAGAACGCAUAACAUAAAACAUGGACCAAAAUACGCCUUGUUUUUUGAAUAUAGUCGAAGAUGUCUUUUUAAACAGCGUAAUGUGGAGGGAAGGGGGCAGUUUUUAACUCACUCAAAUCGUGAUGGUAACAUUUCAUAUUCGUGUUUGUGCACGUGAGUUUAUAAAAAUUAGCAAAACAAAUCCGAAUCGGGGCAUCCUGUGGAAAAGCUGCAGUGGUCACAAGGUGACUCCAACAUGGCUAUGGUGAAGAGUGGCUGGCUCCAUAGGCAAAGUACCAUACUACGGCGCUGGAAGAGGAACUGGUUCGACCUGUGGUCCGACGGACGGCUGGUCUUCUACACUGACCAGCAGCGGCGGGACAUGGAGGACGACAUCCACAUGAGGAUGGACUGCAUCAACAUCCGCAGUUCCGCCGCCUGUCAAGAGUUGAACCCUCCGGACGGGAAGACGCGCGACGCUUUGCUGCAGAUCGUGUGCAGGGAUGGAAGGGUUAUCAGCCUCUGUGCAGACAGUGCAGAUGAUGCCUUGGCGUGGACUAUGGCACUGCAGGAUGCCAGAAUUAACACGAUGGUCGCGGCUCCUCAGGUGGGCUUUUCGCCAGAGGUGAUGGCCUCUGCUCCGCCGCCAUACUCGGAAUACGCCCCCCAGCCGCAGUUUUACACUCCGGGCCAGUAUGGCGAUUAUGUGGCAGCUUCUCCGCAAGCGACGCAGAUUGUGUACGCUGCCGACGGGCAACCGUACGCCGUUGCCUAUCCUUAUCAGUACCAAGGUGGCUACGGCGCGCCCGGCGUCAAUCACGUGGUGAUCCAGGAGCGCCAGCGCGACAACGGCGGCGACGUGGCCAUGGGCAUGCUGGCGGGAGCGGCGACGGGUUUGGCGCUGGGCUCGCUCUUCUCCGUCUUCUAAGUAGUUUGUGCAACGGUGUUGGUCUACCAGAGCAAAGAUGUAUUCCACCCCACGGCGAUAUGCUUUCCUCUCUGCAUACGAAGCGUUCUUGACGGUCCUAAAAUAGUCACUUAACCUGCGCACUUUCUCCAAUGCAUCGUGUGAGUGAUGGCCUCGCUGUCCUUUAGGUGUGUGAUGUUUGCCGUGAACCAACUUUAACCCCCCCCCCCCCAAAAAAAAAUAGAAUCCAGUGGAACCUCCAAGAUGCUUCAUGAUUACAGUGCUUCCAGAAAGUAGUCACAGCGCUUCACUUUUUCCACAUUUACUUAUGUACAGUGAACCUCCACAUAUUUGGAGUUUGACCCUUGUGAAAUUGCUUUUUUUCCCCCCCCCAGAACCUAUUCUGUAUUUGCUGAGAAUUUCAACUAUUCACUCAUUGUGAAGGAAGUACAGUGGCAUCUACGCAUUCACCAAUUUGCAGAUUUUCUGUCAGGAAUCCCUUCAAGAGACUUUUUAACAUUAUUAAUGGAGAAUUUCUCAUAUUGUACUGGUCAUCAUCACACUUUUUUUGGGGGGGGCCAUCACUGGUCACCUAAUGUGGUGGCAUCGCACACACACAAAAAAUAAUUUUCAGGUUGAACUAUGAAUUGCACCACUUUUAAGGCGUUACACUUUGGAGGUUCCAUUGUU